Ostrinia nubilalis (European corn borer) is the source of this 915-nucleotide messenger RNA. RefSeq lists its product as uncharacterized. The record is from RefSeq and is a predicted model, not a curated record. Bases 1 to 915 code for a protein of 304 amino acids. The transcript has a single exon. NCBI's taxonomy places the organism in Eukaryota, Metazoa, Arthropoda, Insecta, Lepidoptera, Crambidae.
AUGAUGACCAACCUCCCCAACUACACAUUUGACAAGCAACAAUGGCCUCAUCUGCGCAACAUCAACUUGGCCGAUCCAGACUACAAUGUUUCUCGGCCAAUUGAUAUCUUACUGAAUGCUGGUAUCUAUGCAGAUAUCAUCAUGGCGGGCAUACUACGAGGUUCUCCGGAAGCACCCAUUGCACAACAAACUAAACUUGGGUGGGUGUUGAUGGGAAACGUCAAAACUUUCAACUGCCACGUCAUUCUCAACAACAUUGACGAUAUUUCACGAUUCUGGGAAAUGGAGGAAAUUAUGGAAACUCGCCCUGAGUCACCAGAUGGUCACUAUUGCGAAACUUUAUACAACAACACUACACGCCGACGGGACGAUGGGCGCUAUGAAGUGAAAAUCCCCAUGAAACCGAAUUAUGAACAACAUUUGGGCACAACAAAGCCACAAGCCAUUGCCCAGUUCAAACAACUAGAGAAAAGACUAGCUAAGGAUGAACAGCUGGCUAAAAGCUACAAAGCAUUCAUUCAUGAAUACCAGCAACUUGAUCACAUGAAGAAAUGCACAACAUCACGCGAGCCCAGCUGUAUUCUACCUCAUCAAGGAGUCGUCAGACCCGAUUCCACUACUACUAAACUCCGUGUCGUUUUCAACGCUUCUGCCAACACAUCGUCAGGUCACAGCCUCAACGCGUUGAUGGAAGGUGGCCCAAACAUUCAACAAGAUCUUCAAGCUAUCAUUAUGCGCUGGAGAACCUAUCAGUUCGUGUACACAGCUGACAUCGAGAAGUUCUACAGGCAAAUACUAGUACGUGAAGAAGAUCAACACUUACAAAAAUCGUGUGGCGAGAUUCGACAGCAGACCUUAUCACAGAGUACCAACUUUGCACUGUUACGUACGGUACGAAGGCUGCGCUAUUCUUAG